Messenger RNA from Puma concolor (puma), 1908 nucleotides. It is a transcript of the gene HSPA2, whose product is annotated as heat shock protein family A (Hsp70) member 2. NCBI's taxonomy places the organism in Eukaryota, Metazoa, Chordata, Mammalia, Carnivora, Felidae. The record is from RefSeq and is a predicted model, not a curated record. Gene Ontology annotation, molecular function: ATP-dependent protein folding chaperone; ATP binding.
AUGUCUGCCCGCGGCCCGGCUAUCGGCAUCGACCUGGGCACCACCUACUCGUGCGUGGGGGUCUUCCAACAUGGCAAGGUGGAGAUCAUCGCCAACGACCAGGGCAACCGCACCACCCCCAGCUACGUGGCCUUCACCGACACCGAGCGCCUCAUCGGCGACGCCGCCAAGAACCAGGUGGCCAUGAAUCCCACCAACACCAUCUUCGACGCCAAGAGGCUGAUCGGACGGAAGUUCGAGGACUCCACGGUGCAGUCGGACAUGAAACAUUGGCCGUUCAGGGUGGUGAGCGAGGGAGGAAAGCCCAAAGUGCAGGUGGAGUACAAGGGAGAGAUCAAGACCUUCUUCCCGGAGGAGAUUUCCUCCAUGGUCCUCACUAAGAUGAAGGAGAUCGCCGAAGCCUACCUGGGAGGCAAGGUGCAGAGCGCGGUCAUCACGGUCCCGGCCUAUUUCAAUGACUCGCAGCGCCAGGCCACCAAGGACGCGGGCACCAUCACGGGCCUCAACGUGCUGCGCAUCAUUAACGAGCCCACCGCGGCGGCCAUUGCCUACGGCCUGGACAAGAAGGGCUGCGCCGGCGGCGAGAAGAACGUGCUCAUCUUUGACCUGGGCGGCGGCACCUUCGACGUGUCCAUCCUGACCAUCGAGGACGGCAUCUUCGAAGUGAAGUCCACGGCCGGCGACACCCACCUGGGCGGCGAGGACUUCGACAACCGCAUGGUGAGCCACCUGGCGGAGGAGUUCAAGCGCAAGCACAAGAAGGACAUUGGGCCCAACAAGCGCGCUGUGCGGCGACUGCGUACCGCCUGCGAGCGCGCCAAGCGCACCUUGAGCUCGUCUACGCAGGCGAGCAUUGAGAUCGACUCGCUGUACGAGGGCGUGGACUUCUACACGUCCAUCACCCGCGCCCGCUUCGAGGAGCUCAACGCUGACCUGUUCCGCGGAACCCUGGAGCCGGUGGAGAAGGCGCUGCGUGACGCCAAGCUAGACAAAGGCCAGAUCCAGGAGAUCGUGCUGGUGGGCGGCUCCACCCGCAUCCCCAAGAUCCAGAAGCUGCUGCAGGAUUUCUUCAACGGCAAGGAGCUGAACAAGAGCAUCAACCCCGACGAGGCGGUGGCCUACGGGGCCGCGGUGCAAGCGGCCAUUCUCAUCGGGGAUAAGUCAGAGAACGUGCAGGACCUCCUGCUGCUCGACGUGACCCCGUUGUCGCUGGGCAUUGAGACGGCUGGCGGCGUCAUGACCCCGCUCAUCAAGAGAAACACCACGAUCCCUACCAAGCAGACGCAGACCUUCACCACCUACUCUGACAACCAGAGCAGCGUGCUGGUGCAGGUGUACGAGGGCGAACGGGCCAUGACCAAGGACAAUAACCUGCUGGGCAAGUUCGACCUGACCGGGAUUCCCCCGGCGCCCCGCGGGGUCCCCCAGAUCGAGGUAACCUUCGACAUCGACGCCAACGGCAUCCUCAACGUCACCGCCGCUGAUAAGAGCACCGGUAAAGAAAACAAAAUCACCAUUACCAACGACAAGGGUCGUCUGAGCAAGGACGACAUUGACCGGAUGGUGCAGGAAGCGGAGCGGUACAAGUCGGAAGAUGAGGCCAAUCGUGACCGGGUCGCCGCCAAAAAUGCGGUAGAGUCCUAUACCUACAACAUCAAGCAGACGGUGGAAGACGAGAAACUGAGGGGCAAGAUUAGCGAGCAGGACAAAAACAAGAUCCUCGACAAGUGCCAGGAGGUGAUCAACUGGCUCGACCGAAACCAGAUGGCGGAGAAAGAUGAGUAUGAACACAAGCAGAAAGAGCUCGAAAGAGUGUGCAACCCCAUCAUCAGCAAACUUUACCAAGGCGGUCCUGGCGGCGGCGGUUCUGGAGCCUCCGGGGGACCGACCAUCGAGGAAGUGGACUAA